AUGGAGAACCCGAGCCUGCUCAGUGAGCUGCUGCCGAUCGACGAGCUCCAGUUGGACCGUGACAUUGCCUACUACUUGACGUCGGACGUGCGCAUGAAUGCCCAGCCGUUCGAGAUGCACGCACCGCGCCCGAUGGCCACGUCGCCGUCGUCGCAGAGUCCGAGCGAGUCGGAGCCCGGGAAGGAGGAGUCGAUCAGCCAAAAGUACCGACGCCGCCAAAAGGAAGAGCUCAAGCAUUUGCAAGAACAAGUUGCACAGCUCAGCGGGCACUUGGCCGUCUUGACCAACGUCAAGGCGCUCGAGGCCGAAGGCGGCUCCGAAUGGGAGCAAAACAGCCGGCUCAAGCGCGCACUUGAGGAGCAGCUCAAGAUCGCCCAGGCCCUCGACCAGCUCCUCAUCAAGCGGCCACGGCUCGCGGUACGUCCUCCCAACGCCACUACGUUGUAG
Saprolegnia parasitica CBS 223.65 is the source of this 447-nucleotide messenger RNA. RefSeq lists its product as hypothetical. NCBI's taxonomy places the organism in Eukaryota, Oomycota, Saprolegniomycetes, Saprolegniales, Saprolegniaceae. The transcript is spliced from 2 exons. The record is from RefSeq and is a predicted model, not a curated record. The coding region runs from base 1 to 447 and encodes 148 amino acids.